AUGGACGCAGGCCCAGAACCCGCAACCUUGAACUGCCCAGGGUCACCCUGGCAGCCACGCCCCGAAAGAAUCGUCCGUGGCUCCCCCACAGGGCAAAUUUGGAAUGCUUGGACUCUGCCUCCAGCCGUUCAAACGGCCGAGGCCGAGAAGGUUAUCCGCUGUCUCCACUGCAGGGCCAGGUGGGGGCCAGGUCCAAGCCAAGGGAAACGUUCGUCGCCCCUUCAUCACUCAGGGUUGAGAAACACCACGCCCGUCGCCGAUGUUGUGAUUACCAGCCAACCCCGGAACCACUCCCGGUCAACCACCCGCGUCCUUCGCCCGGCAUAG
This is a messenger RNA of Purpureocillium lilacinum, 327 nucleotides long. The record is from RefSeq and is a predicted model, not a curated record. NCBI's taxonomy places the organism in Eukaryota, Fungi, Ascomycota, Sordariomycetes, Hypocreales, Ophiocordycipitaceae.